Molecule: messenger RNA, 643 nt
Organism: Malaclemys terrapin pileata
Lineage: Eukaryota; Metazoa; Chordata; Testudines; Emydidae
Product: histone H2A.J
Exons: 1
Coding region: 22-411 (129 amino acids)
Cellular component (GO): nucleosome
Molecular function (GO): protein heterodimerization activity; DNA binding; structural constituent of chromatin
Source: RefSeq, a predicted model, not a curated record
AUUUUGUGAACUAGCGAGUCAAUGUCGGGCCGAGGAAAGCAGGGUGGUAAAGUGAGGGCGAAGGCCAAGUCUCGCUCCUCGCGGGCUGGGCUGCAGUUCCCUGUAGGUCGUGUGCACCGUCUUCUCCGCAAAGGUAACUAUGCUGAGCGGGUGGGUGCUGGCGCCCCGGUCUAUAUGGCCGCGGUGUUGGAGUAUCUGACCGCUGAAAUUUUGGAGCUAGCUGGCAACGCUGCGCGAGACAACAAGAAAACCAGAAUCAUACCCCGUCACCUGCAGCUCGCCAUCCGUAACGACGAGGAGCUCAACAAACUGUUGGGAAAAGUCACCAUUGCUCAAGGGGGUGUUUUGCCCAAUAUCCAGGCUGUGCUGCUGCCCAAGAAAACUGAGAGCCAUAAGGCGAAGAGCAAGUAAAAGUGAACAUAUACUAAAUCAACCCAAAGGCUCUUUUCAGAGCCACCCACAGUAACAGAAAAAGAGUUGAGUUCCUAAUACACUAAUCUAUUACAUGCUUUUAAAAAAACACGUUGAGUGUUGUAAACUCUGGUUUACUUUUAUUAAGUGAAAAUUUUUGUAGACUGAUUAGGGUUAAAGCUUAAAUUACCGCCUCUUUAGUUUAUUAAAAACUUAAUAUUUCUGUUCAUUC